This is a messenger RNA of Oryza sativa Japonica Group (Japanese rice), 1880 nucleotides long. RefSeq names its product aspartyl protease family protein At5g10770. The record is from RefSeq and is a predicted model, not a curated record. Gene Ontology annotation, biological process: proteolysis. Lineage: Eukaryota; Viridiplantae; Streptophyta; Magnoliopsida; Poales; Poaceae. Gene Ontology annotation, molecular function: aspartic-type endopeptidase activity.
AUAUAGUCGAACAGGGAGCUAGCUAGACUUGGCACAGCACAUCAUCAUCAGUAGCACAGCACAAAUACAGGAGCGGCCCGGCUAUGGCAAUGGCUUGUGCAGCACUAGUGCCGUUGCUACUGUUGCUUCUUGUUGUGCUCUCUGGCUCUACAUCUCUCGCUGACCACAGUGCAGGUGUAGAUGAGGUCAACUACAUCGUGGUGCUAACCAGCAGCUGGCUCAAGCCAAAUUCCGUCUGCUCCAGCCUGAUGAGCCCACACCCCAACGUGACCAACUGGGUCCCGUUGAGCCGACCGUACGGGCCGUGCAGCUCCUCGCCGGCGAAGGGUAGGGCGGCGCCGUCCACCGUCGACGGCAUGCUCUGGUCGGACCAGCACCGCGCCGACUACAUACAGUGGAGGCUCUCCGGCUCGGUCGCCGGCGUGCUGCAGCCGGCCGACGACGUGCCGGUGUCAACUAACUACGAACAGCAGUCCAUAGAAGGAGAUCUUAACUAUGGCACGUACUACCCUGCACCUGCACCAAUGUCAUCAAAGGCGAUGAAUCCGGCCGCCACCGGCGGCGGCGGCGGCGGGCCGGGAGUGACCCAGACGAUGGUGCUGGACACGGCGAGCGACGUGACAUGGGUGCAGUGCUCGCCGUGCCCCACGCCGCCGUGCUACCCGCAAAAGGACGUCCUCUACGACCCCACCAAGUCGUCGUCGUCCGGCGUCUUCUCCUGCAACUCGCCGACGUGCACCCAGCUCGGCCCCUACGCCAAUGGCUGCACCAACAAUAACCAGUGCCAGUACCGCGUCCGGUACCCCGACGGCACGUCGACGGCGGGCACCUACAUCUCCGACCUGCUGACCAUCACCCCCGCCACCGCAGUCAGGAGCUUCCAGUUCGGCUGCAGCCACGGCGUGCAGGGCAGCUUCAGCUUCGGCAGCAGCGCCGCCGGGAUCAUGGCACUCGGCGGCGGGCCGGAGUCACUGGUGUCGCAGACGGCGGCGACCUACGGCCGCGUCUUCUCCCACUGCUUCCCGCCGCCGACGCGCCGGGGAUUCUUCACCCUCGGCGUGCCGAGGGUGGCCGCCUGGAGGUACGUGCUGACGCCGAUGCUCAAGAACCCGGCCAUCCCGCCCACGUUCUACAUGGUGCGCCUCGAGGCCAUCGCCGUCGCCGGGCAGCGGAUCGCCGUGCCGCCCACCGUGUUCGCCGCCGGCGCCGCGCUCGACUCCCGCACCGCCAUCACCAGGCUGCCGCCGACGGCGUACCAGGCGCUGAGGCAGGCGUUCAGGGACCGGAUGGCGAUGUACCAGCCGGCGCCGCCCAAGGGCCCGCUCGACACCUGCUACGACAUGGCCGGCGUCCGCAGCUUCGCGCUGCCGAGGAUCACGCUUGUGUUCGACAAGAACGCCGCCGUCGAGCUCGAUCCGUCGGGCGUCCUCUUCCAGGGCUGCCUCGCCUUCACCGCCGGCCCCAACGACCAGGUCCCCGGGAUCAUCGGCAACAUCCAGCUUCAGACGCUCGAGGUGCUCUACAACAUCCCCGCCGCCCUCGUCGGAUUCCGCCAUGCCGCCUGCUGAGUCCGGCCGCCGCCCCCGACGUCUCGAUCGGGACUCUACUACUACAGGCCGGAGCUGCUCUUGCUCCGGUGAUACCUUUUAAUUUUCAUAAAGCUCGAGCGCUCGCGUCUUUAAUUUGAUUCCUCCUAUUUAUUUUUGCGUAUGCGUACACGUGCUACAAGAUCAGCUGGCUGGCGUCAUGUAUGAGCCAGAUUAGCGGUUGCUUUGAUAUGUACUCUUCCAUCCAUGUGGGUAUAUAUAUAUAUAUAUAUAUAUAUAUAUAUAUAUAUAUAUAUAUAUGCACGAAGAAAUAAAACUUAAUUUGUUUGCCUA